Phytophthora nicotianae INRA-310 is the source of this 2187-nucleotide messenger RNA. RefSeq lists its product as hypothetical. The record is from RefSeq and is a predicted model, not a curated record. Gene Ontology annotation, molecular function: phosphatidylinositol binding. Bases 698 to 2002 code for a protein of 434 amino acids. The transcript has a single exon. Lineage: Eukaryota; Oomycota; Peronosporomycetes; Peronosporales; Peronosporaceae.
UGCAGCGGCAUGAUCACCAUGCUUGCUUUGCCAGACGCUGCCCGAGAACGCUCUGACGCGCUCUUCGUCGAGUAGAAAGUGUGGACAAGCUGCGAGUUUUUUUGCCAGCUGGACGCCACUUGACAUCGGAGUCCUGCUGCGUCGCGGCAAAAAGCGGGCGUCGGAUCAACAUCGAGCGGAGCUCUAAGCAGCGCAGCAUCAGCCGAUGGAUAGUCGCUCGACAGCGGUCGGCGUUGACUACUUCGCUGGCAGAACGAUAGAUCCAUACGAACCUGCGGAGGAGACGCCGUCUAGCAUCCAUCCGCGUUGACACGGACGUCUGUUAGCGCACUCAGCCAGCGCUACUGUAUCCGGUGGCCACAAGAAGACGCCGUCUGCUUGGGCGCGAGAGAGCAGCCGGCGCUUGCAGUUCCGCCCCGUGAUGAGAGCGCCCGCCACCCGCUUUUUCAAGCAAAGCCCAGUGAGAAUAUUCGCUUUUCCUCCAGCUUUGCUUUGAAAACCGCCGAACAGCCGUUGCCAUUUUCAAAGCUUUUUUUGUUAUUUGGCAAAAUAUUUCUCGAGCGGUUUGCGUAGCACUCCAGAAUCUCUUUCUCUCUCUCUCUCUCUCUUCUGCUGCGGCUGCUCAUUCUCCAACUCGCCGUCCGCUGCGCAUCAGCAGCGUCUUGUCACAUUCAGGCGCCCGAUCUCUACGACGUUGAUGCCCGGCCAGUUCGUUGACGUGGUCGCCGUCGCGUCCCCGACGACGCUCGCCCCCACUCUCAAGGGCCUGGAGGAACCACUAGCCGUGCCUGUGCCUUUGCCCGUACGCGGGGGCCGAUCGCAGUCGCUGUCCACUCUGCCACGCCGCGCAUCCACGGCCAACGUGUUGACGGUGGAGAACAACCAGUCGGAUACCUUCACAGAGGAGGAGGAGCUCGAGUUCCAGCGCCAACAGCACACCCGACACGCGCGACGAGCGCUUAGUUCGGGCGCCGGCAGCUCGCUCAGUCUGCUGCAACAGGAACUCGGCUACCCGCGUCGCGCCCGGGUGGCAGACGGCCACAGGCAUCGACGUGGGUCUUUGUUGGAAACGGCCCUGGAGAACAAGAGAGUACACAGCACCAGCCAUGACAGCAGUCAUGAGAUUCACAGCAACUGCAGCAGUAGUUCAGGUAGCGUGGACAGCGCCAGUGACCUGCAACGCACACAGUCUGUACCCGAACCGGAAGCAGAAAACCAGAUAAACCAGCUCCACUACAAUGGCCGCAGUUGGACAUUCAACGCAGUCACGUGUUCACCACGCAGCGAUGCAACAGGUGCACAAGUAGAGGAAGAGGAAGAAGAGAACUUUAUGAACUACCGCAGUGCGUCGGUCACAGGCUACAGCCGCGACACCGACGGCGUCGUCUACUAUGAAGUGAUCGUGCGCUCCACGGCACACGGUCCGCUAUCAGCCUACAAGGUGCGACGACGCUACUCCGAGUUCCGAGAUUUACACGCCGCAUUGAGCAAAGUCAUGCCAGUAUCACACAGGAAACUAGCGUCCGUCACGGCCAUGGCCAGUAUCAGUGACGACCACAACGAAGAGGAAGAUGCAUCAGUGGGUUUCCGUUUCUCCAUCACAGACUGCGGAGAGGACACAGAGCCAGCAUUACCCCCGCUACCGGACAAGGGCGGCGUGUGGAGCUACCUGCAAUUUGACAGUAUCCCGCUGCUAGAGCGAAGAGCAAAGUACUUCCACGCUAUGUUGGUGGCCGCACAACGGCAUCCAGCAGCGCGUGCCAGCCGACUACUCAACGACUUUGUCGGCACGCCACCCGAUCUCGUGUCCUUGCACUCAAGUGUUGAGAACAGCUACGUGAGCCUGAACCGCUUCGCCGCGCCCAAACUGAGCUUCGACAUUGAGAUCCAGGAGAGGAAAGAGAAGGCCAAGAGCAUCCGGAGACGGCGAAGCUCCCUCAAACGCCAAAGCUUCACCGGUUCGCUUGACGCCAUCUCUAACAGCCCGCGUCCAUCGCAGUAAUCAAGCGAAAUCUCCGCCACAAGGGCGAGACCUCCUCACACAGCAUCUCGGAAUCGGUUUGGAUUCUUUUUUCUCAUCAAUCAGAGCCCCCACUUCUGUCGUUCGUUAUGUGACUCAUGUUUCUUAUUCGUAGUGUAAAUUGUCAAGCAAAAAAAAUAUAUAUAUAUAACGAGUCUGGUGUGGAA